AUGUCAGAAAACGAAACCAAUCCGGAAAACAUUGCCGAUGAAAGCUCGCCCCAGAAGCGCCCUGUUUCAGCGCCUGCUUUGUCUUAUCUCGUCUCGCUUCUCCUCACCUCUGCUGACCUCACUAAGCUUGAGCGGUUUACCGCUAAAGUCUCUUCCGCCUCUGGUGCGAAACCAUGCGCUGUCAAAGCCGGCUUGGAGUCCAUCGAAGCCAACGCGUACGCUAAUGUCGACACCCAGCAGUACUUGCCGCUUAUAACCACCACGGUUCGGCGCACGGUGCGGUUUGCGGUGAUCCUAGGCACCAUCAUCGUUUCAUUCAAGAAGCUCACCGCGAUCAAAUCGCCAAUUAGACCGUUUAUCGAUCUCGAGCGGAUUGCAAAGUUAUCUGCGCUCUUAGGGUUUGCGCUCACGUCCCACCCGUUGCUCAGCAAAACCAUCAAGGAUGCGUUCAACACGGUGGUUGACAUGGAUUCUGGGGUCACUUUGGACAAUGCCAGAAAGCAGAAACGCGUCCAGGUGGUGGAGUUCCUCACCAACUUGUCUACGGGGUUGCUUUUCUCCAAGAUGGGCUACUCGUACCGCGACUACCUCGCGGUCUACUUUGCGCAGGCGCUCUUCAUGAAGGGGAAGACCCGCGCGGUCAAGGUCGGCUCCCGCUCCGGCUCCUUGCUCUGGGAAUUCUUGCCUUCCCAGCUGACAUUGUUCCCACUUAUUUUUGCCGCCACCAUCGGGGAAAACUUGCAGAACUACUACCUCAACGGGACUUACCUUCCAGGCCACUUCACCAAGUUCUAUGACCUCUUCAUGCUGCCGUUGGUGCAGGUUCCAGAGUAUUUGAACAAGCCAUACGGCUGGCCAGAGGCCAAGUUGUUAAUCCGCGAGGCGUUGGUGACCAACCCCAAGUUAAACUUCGGGGGCGCCAUUAUCUCUAAGAGCGUUUUGACGACAAAUUCUGAAAGCACCUUUGCUGUGAUCAAGGGAAUGGCCAGUCCAAUGCACCUGAACACCAUCCACGCGAUCCUCAACCCCUUCAGCACGUCCUGGAAGACUUUGGCCAAGGGCUUGCCAAAGAGCUACUUUGGCGUCUGGAAGAUCUUGUUCGUGGUCUAUCUCUUCUUCAAGCGCAAUCAGAUUUUUGCCAAGGUUGCGGAGUCGUCUGAAAAGGCCGCCACCGCGCUGGAAAAGUGGAAAAAAACGGUUGUGGAAGCGGUCAAGGCGUCCGCGCGCACUACUAACUUCUUCCUCUCCAUCACCGCUAUCUCGUUGGCGUUGAUUGCCUCCAAGAAGACGCCACUCGCCACCAGCAAGCGGUUUGUUAGCAACCCGAAGCUCAGACUCAGGGUCACCGGCUUCGUGUCCGCGUUGUUGGCGCUCAAGGCUGCCCCAAACUCCGCCGCCUUCCACGGCUUGAUGUUGUACAACAUCAGAUGGACCGUGUUGAGCAAGUUGCGCGAACUCAGCGUGAAGCACGGCAAGCAGUAUGACUACGGCUUGAACGUCGCCGCGUGGGUGCUCAUGUUGAAGGUUUUGAGGGCUGAGGACGGGAUUUUCGGCAAGUUGGCCCAGGGCGUCAAGAACGGUGCGCCGUUCUUGGGAUAA
Messenger RNA from Babjeviella inositovora NRRL Y-12698, 1599 nucleotides. RefSeq lists its product as uncharacterized. The record is from RefSeq and is a predicted model, not a curated record. Bases 1 to 1599 code for a protein of 532 amino acids. The transcript has a single exon. Lineage: Eukaryota; Fungi; Ascomycota; Pichiomycetes; Serinales.